Molecule: messenger RNA, 1586 nt
Organism: Ceratina calcarata
Lineage: Eukaryota; Metazoa; Arthropoda; Insecta; Hymenoptera; Apidae
Gene: cathD
Product: cathepsin D
Exons: 7
Coding region: 189-1349 (386 amino acids)
Biological process (GO): proteolysis; cell death
Cellular component (GO): lysosome
Molecular function (GO): aspartic-type endopeptidase activity
Source: RefSeq, a predicted model, not a curated record
CAGUGAGUCUCGAUGCCACUUGAGAAUCCUUUAUUAAUGAGAGUUUCUGACCGAGCUGUGUCAGUCAAGUCAGCUUUGUGGGCGACAGCCGUUUAGACCGAAGUACAUCCGAAAGAAAGAACUUUCUUCCGCGAAUCGACGUAAUCGAUAGUCAGCUAAAGUUUCCUGCAUCGACGAGAAACUUGAAGAUGUUCCGUGCCGCUGUGUGCCUUUGCGCCUUCCUGGCGCUGGCCAACGCCGAUGUCCACAGGAUUUCGCUGCACAAGAUAGACAGCGUUAGGAAACAAUUUAAGGAGUACAACACUGACUUCUAUCAGACCAGAGUCACCCAAUUCGGAAGCGAACCUCAGCCAGAACCUCUGUCUAACUACCUCGAUGCUCAGUACUACGGUGUUAUUAGCAUUGGAACUCCCCCACAGGAGUUCAAAGUGAUCUUUGAUACUGGAUCUUCGAACCUGUGGGUUCCGUCUAAAAAAUGCCACUUGACCAACAUCGCUUGCAAGCUGCAUCACAAAUACGAUAGUACCAAGUCGUCUACGUACAAAAAGAACGGCACUGAUUUUUCGAUCAAGUAUGGCUCUGGAAGCUUGUCUGGCUAUCUGUCUACCGAUACCGUCGACGUCGCUGGACUGAAAGUAGCCGAUCAGACUUUCGCUGAAGCUAUGAACGAACCCGGACUGGCCUUCCUUGCCGCUAAAUUCGACGGUAUCAUGGGAAUGGCUUACUCUAGAAUCUCUGUCGACGGUGUUACACCCGUCUUCUACAACAUGGUCAAACAGGGUCUGGUACCCCAGCCUGUGUUCAGUUUCUACUUGAACAGGGACCCCGAUGCGGAGCUCGGUGGAGAAAUGCUCCUCGGUGGCUCCGAUCCGAACCAUUACGAAGGUGAAUUGACCUAUGUUCCGGUAGACAAGAAGGGAUACUGGCAAUUCAAAGUCGACAGCAUGAAAAUUGGUGACAACGUGCAAGUCUGCAAGAACGGAUGCGAAGCUAUCGCUGACACGGGAACUUCCUUGAUCGCUGGACCCGUCGACGAAGUCAAGGAGAUCAACGCCGCGAUCGGAGCUACCGAGGUCGUAGCUGGAGAAGCUAUGAUCGACUGCAAUUCCAUUCCCAACUUGCCCACAAUCAAUCUCGUGGUCGGUGGCAAAUCUUUCCCUCUCACGGGCGAAGAUUACGUCUUGAAGGUCAAACAGUUCGGAAAGACGAUGUGCCUGAGCGGAUUUAUGGGAAUGGACAUCCCUCCACCGAACGGUCCGCUAUGGAUUUUGGGAGACGUGUUUAUCGGUCGCUACUACACCGAGUUCGACAUGGGCAACAACCGUGUCGGUUUUGCCAAGGCUAAAUAAGCUAAAGCUAUUUCUUUACCCUUUGUUUUAAUCUAACGUUAUGUUUGUACGUCUUUUGUAAUUUUUUCGAUAAUAUUUUCCUUUCCUGUCAUUUGUUGAUGCAACGUGACUCAUACUACCUAGAUAAAACCGUGACCGUCAAGCCGUAACGAACAUAAAUGUAAAAAUAUGUAAAUUAGUUUCUUAUAAGAUACAUACUACGAAGACGAGCAAUACAUUUUUCGUGUUAUACACGUG